AUGCCAAAGAGAAAAGCAUCAGAAAUUUCAAAAACCAAAGAAUCUGAAACAGCUCGUGAGUAUGACGAUUCAGACGUAGAUUCCGAAGAGAAUGAUGAGUUCGUGGUUAUACCUGAUCCAGACAACUCAGGUUCUGAAGGAGAAUAUGACUCAGAUGAUGAGAAUUUGGAAGAAGAAAUCCCAAAACCAAACAUUUCAUACAGAUCUACUUUUCAUAACUAUUCAGCAGUUCAAAAAAAACUAGAACCAGAUCAUGAAUUUUCAUGGUGUAAUUCAGAAAAAGUAUGCCCUGGAAAUGUAGAGAAUGAAUUACUGUUGAGUGAUUCUGUAAAGAAAAAAAUAUGUUCAAUGUCACCUGUGCAGUUAUUUGAACUUUUUUUCUCUAAAGAAAUAAAAAAUUAUAUCAUUGAAGCUAGCGAAGCAAAUGGAUUGGAUUUAUCCGUACAAGAACUUAAUACUUUUGUGGGAAUAUUACUGCUAUCUUCGUACAACAUACGAAAUGAGCUAAGGGAGUAUUGGGAAACUGACCCUCUUGUGAAGUGCUCUGUAGUUUCUUCAGCAAUGAGUCGUGAUAGGUUUUGUGAAAUAAAAACAAAAAUAAAAUAUUCUAAACCUAAAGAUAAAAAUGACCAUGACAAAGCUUGGAAAGUUCGGGAAAUAUUAAAUCUAUUCAAAAUAAAUAUUCAACAAUUUGGCUUUUUUAUGACAGCUCUUUCUGUAGAUGGAAUGAUGGUCAGAUUUUUUGGACGUACUUGCCUAAAACAAUAUUUACCUUGCAAGCCUGACAGAUAUGGACUAAAGCUGUGGGGAUUGUGUGGAGCAAAUGGGUAUUUGUUCAAUAUGGACAUUUACUGUGGUAAAAAUGAUACUAGCAUUGGAAUAAAUUUAGCAUCAUGUCCACUUGGAUCCAGAGUAGUUGUACAAAUGAUCAAUCCUCUUUUACUUGGCAUUUCAAAAAGAAAGCUAUUAGACUAUCACCUCUAUUUCGAUAAUUAUUUCACUAGUCCUGAUUUAAUUGUACACUUGGGCAAAUAUGGAUUGCGAUCGACAGGAACUGUACGCAAGGAUAGAGUGAAAGUAAAGCAUACUUUUGAAAAAAAAGCUCCGCGAGCAGUUGGUGUUACACCUAUAAAACCAAUAAAAAGGUAUUCACGAACUGCUAAAGAUAGAAUAGAAAUAGGAUUUCCUUUUGCCUUCUCACUGUACAACAAAUUUAUGGGAGGCGUAGACUUGCACGAUUUUCUAUGUAAAAAAGCUUGCCCAAGUAUUAGCUCAAAAAAAUGGACAUUCAAAAUUUUCUCGCGUAUCCUUCAAGCUUCAGUUACAAAUGUUUUAACACUUUGGAACAUUUGCAAUACCGACAAAACUAAACAUGUUACAACAAAAUAUUUAUGUAAAGAAAUCAGUAGAGUGUAUUUAUCCAAUUCUAAAUUGGGCGAUUUCCAAUCUUAUCAGUAUGAAACUAGAACUAGAGCAGUAUGUAACUACAAGGAGUGUCGUCAACGAACUAGCAGAUUUUGCAUUGAUUGCGACAAGUACUAUUGCUUGCACUGUUUUCCUCUUUUGCAUCAAGCGAAAUAA
Phymastichus coffea is the source of this 1581-nucleotide messenger RNA. RefSeq names its product piggyBac transposable element-derived protein 2-like. NCBI's taxonomy places the organism in Eukaryota, Metazoa, Arthropoda, Insecta, Hymenoptera, Eulophidae. The record is from RefSeq and is a predicted model, not a curated record. The coding region runs from base 1 to 1581 and encodes 526 amino acids. Gene Ontology annotation, molecular function: sequence-specific DNA binding. The transcript is spliced from 2 exons.